CAGUACAAACUUUCUCAGUGCCAAAUAUGAUUGCUCUUUACUUUGCCCAUCCUCUCCAUACCUGAGCAAGGACUCAUCUUUUUUCUUUACGUUUACUAUAAGUCACCAUGGUCUACUUAGUCUAUGGUUCACACUGUACAUGUUUGUUUCCCCUCCCAAUUUGACCAAGUGUGGUCCAUUAUCUGCCCUGGGCCUUCUCUCAUUGUGUCUGCCUGCAGUUCUUGGUAUUGAACUUUGUAUUGAACUGGCUGCCUAUGUGCCAGAUAUAGAGUCAUAUGUUUACAUGAGCUAUGUUUUCGAGGGCCUAGUGAGGGGAAGGGAUUGGUGGUGCAGAGCCCAAUGGAGGGAGAGGGAUGCGGAAAAGAGUUGCUCUGAGAAAUAAUGUAAUUGCAAUUCCAUCUUUCUGCAUUCAUGGAAGGAGGGAAAUGCUGUAAGUCAACCCUCUCACUGCACGGACUACCAGUUCCUCCAUACAAUAGGCCUAUUAAAAUACCAGAGUAUUUGGUAAAUUGAUAUGACAGGCCUUAAUAAAUGGUGUACAGUAUGAGUUUGGCGACACGUACCGAUGCAUCAGGUGCAUAGCACUCAGCUUCUGUCUGUUCCAGAGACGCUUCAUUGGCUGCAUUCCUCCGUCUCCCAUUCCCUGCUUCCAUGAAUUGGCUUGUCAAUCAAAGGGCUAUUAUAUUUUCUUCCUGGUUAGCUGCAGAGUGAAAGAGGAGCAACGUUCGGCAUAUUUCACACUGAUUAGUGAAAGGGGAGAGACCAUGUGGAAGUCACAUGAGCGACAAGGAUGAGGAAAAAACAACUGGGAGAGGACUGCUACCGCCUAACUUGUCAAUCCGACUGGGGAUUUGCUGCUUCCGAAGCUUGGCUGGGACAGCCUAGCAGCCCCUGACUCUUCCUCUACCCACACAUAUGCAAUGAACAGCACUACUCAGCCCCCUGCCCCCAUAGACAGGGAUGUGGCAGUCAGCUCAUUGUUGGUACCAUUCUUCCUGAUCACCUUCAUCGGGAUAGCUGCAGCUGUGGUGCUGUAUGUGCGCAAGAAGAGAAGAAUUGACAGGCUUCGGCACCAGUUGCUUCCAGUCUAUACUUACGACCCCUCUGAAGAAUUACAUGAAGUUGAACAGGAAAUGCUGUGGAAAGAGGAAGAUACUAAGGUGGUGAAGGGUUGGGCACGAUCAUACCAGCAGCAAAGACCCCUGUUGAUGAAAGAUACCCAUGCAUGAGUGUGUUGGAGCAGGACAUAGAUCUGUGACAUCAUACAGAUCAGUGGAGUUAACCCUUGAGAUGCCAGAUUUGUCAGUCAUUCAACAUAAAGGGGUUUUAGGAAAAGCAUGGAGCCUGUCAUGCAUUCCGCAUCAUGCUCCUCCUCAGUCAUCAUCUCUGUUGGAGCAUUUACUUUGUACAGCGUCAGCCUCUAAGCUAAGAGGAGGUUGGUUAUUAUGUGAUUGUGAACCUCUGAUGCCAUGCCCCUGUGCCCGAAAGCUGCGACAUAGCCAACAUGUCGUGGUUUAGGGUAAUUACUGGUGGACAUUUAUUUAUUUGAGAUUAUUUAUUCAAGUUUUUUUUAUUUGUUUUACUGUGUUUGUGUGUGUCAUAAUGUGGGCGUUACUGAAACUAAGAUGGUGCCAUCCAUCCAAACAAGACACUGGUGUUACAUUUGCCUUAAAUGUCUAUUGUUUCCAGUGAGAUUAGCAAAGCCUUGACCUUGGGUGGGAUGCUUACCGUUGUACUACUAGUUUUAGUGGUGUAAAAUUAGGUUACUAUAUCCCUCACUAUUCAAUGUAAUAGAAGUUACACAGAAGGUAUGCAAUCAAUCAAUUUGAUUUCUUAAGUUGCUGUUUUGUUUCCCUGUUUGUGGCACUUUGAAUGCCAUUAUGAAAGCAACCAAAACAAUACCUCCUCCUCGUCAUCAUACAGAUACUGUAUGUUAUGAUGAAAAGGUGGUGAAAUCAGAAGGAGAAUGUCUAGAGAGAGAAGAGAUGGCAAAUGAAUGUAACUAGUCAACCAACCUUCCCCUACCCCACCCACUCCCCUCCACUAUUUAGCUGUGACUACUGCCCUAAAAAUUUCCUGUUGGGAAGACAGGGUACCAGGAGGAUUGUUCUUCUAGCAGAAUAAUCUCUUUUGAAGAAUACCAUAGGCCUGACUGUAUACAGUACUCAGGAAACCUCAGCCACCCAUAUUUUUUAAGAAAUAAGUGACCAGUGAUUCAUCCUUGAAUUAUAUGUGCUCUAAGU
Messenger RNA from Oncorhynchus mykiss (rainbow trout), 2243 nucleotides. RefSeq names its product small integral membrane protein 29. The record is from RefSeq and is a predicted model, not a curated record. NCBI's taxonomy places the organism in Eukaryota, Metazoa, Chordata, Actinopteri, Salmoniformes, Salmonidae.